This is a messenger RNA of Vitrella brassicaformis, 3602 nucleotides long. The record is from the annotation of a GenBank genome assembly. NCBI's taxonomy places the organism in Eukaryota, Vitrellaceae.
UCAAAGGCCGUAAUGUUGUUUCUUUUUCCGCUCCUGCUUCCGCAGCACCCCAGCAUAUCGCCCCAGCAUCAUGACGGUCCCCUGAGGAUUCAUGCGGGUGACCUGCAAAAUAUCAAAAUGUAUCCUGUUCGUCAUCCAGUCACACCCCAACCAACCCCAGUCUCGAGUCUCGAGGAUGCCGACCUGUGGCAAGACGGAUGCGUCGCAUAUCGCGAGGUUGUCGAUGCCAUAGACUCGAAAAUCGUUGUCAACAACAGUACCCAUUGGUGCCGAACUGACAGACGCCAUGUAUGAAAGAGGGAGGGGUCCAUGUACGUGUUGAUAGAUGUGUGGAUGCAUAUCUCACCCCGCAAAGUGCCAGAGGCUACUGCCAUGCGCCUUGACAUAUGUCUCGAGACCGCUCCGACUCAUAUCUAUGAACACACGCAUAGACAAGCCAAGACAAACGGGUGCAGAACGAAAAAACAGAUCCGCUUUUUGUCCAGCUCGAUCGCGCACCGAUCGGAAGCGGUGGGAAUAUUGCAAAUCGUCGGGCCCUCCGCAGCUGUACCUCCUCCAGAUAUUCCUCGGUGCACGGUUGCCAGACCCCACAGCCAACGUCGCCCUCUGCUUUGUCAUCAUCCUGAACAGACCAUCCUUCGUCGCAGGGCAGUGAACAAUGCGCCAUAUAUCUUAUUCAACUGCCUCCCCACCGGUGCCGAGAGCAGGUCCGCAAUGGACUUCAGGCCCCCAGUGAGGAACGUGGCCAGCUCCGACUGCACACCUCGCCACUCGUCGAGUCCGUCCGGUCGCAGCUGCCGUACCACAUCCAGCUCCUGCUUCACCAGAUCCGGCAGAGGCGCUUCUUCCAGGGCACGACGCUUGUCCGCUGGGGCGUCGCCCAGAAACUCCCACAUGGACGGCGGGUGGGUGGGGUAAUCAGGCUGAACUGAUCUUAUCACGGCUGCCGUGUCCUGUCAAGUGAAAACGGACAGAAAUCGUGUAUGAGACCCCUUGCUUGCACCCGCUCGUCUGAUACGCAAUGCGUACCAAAAGUUCAUCCGAAUCUGCCCCAGGAACGUUUCGCGCGCCAAUGAGGAGGAGGCUCAGAAAGGAGUUGAAUACCAGGAACGGACACGCCAGCGGCCCGUUUUUCUGAAGAAUGCCGUCGAAGUUGCUGGUUCCGAUCAUCUAUCGACGAAUUGACAAAACAAGCGAUUGAUGAGCGUGCCCUGUGAGCAUGACAUUGCUUUAUGUAUGUGUCUCUCCUCAUCACUCACCCGGAUCAUCCUCUUUAAACCCUCCACAGCAACAUGCAGGUCCUCUCCGUCGGGGUCAUUGUUGUAGCCGCCCGACACUAUCGGCUCACCUGCACAUAAGCAAUUGAUAAGCUUCCGAGACAUCAAUCAAGCGGAUCGGUACGUCUUGACCCUUUUCGUUGAUUGUGACAUAUCCUCGACCCUUGGGAACAGAAGGGAACGAUAUCAUUGCGACCAGCUUCCUGCCGUGCAAUGGAGACACGAUCGACGAAGUCCCUUUCGACAUAUGUCCGUAUACGUGUGCUGUGUGAAUAUAUGUACUGGAUGCAGGUGAUGGUGGGGAUCAGUGGCAGACACAGGGGGCUUUCAUCAAACCCACUCGAGCACUUCUGUAGGACCCGCACAAGUAAGUCAGCCUCGCUACACAAAAAAGAGCGGAGACAAACAAGUACAUCAAUGUUCAUCGGAUUUCGUACGGCGAUGAUCGCAAGUAUGGGGGCAGGAUGAGUCGGGUUGCGAAAACCAGGCUUUCUAUGCUUUUGCCGCCACUGAACUCCUCACUGGCUGCCCAUCCGCAAUCAGGACUCGAAUCGAAGAUGCUGCAUGCAUUCACAGGUAUUAAAUCACAGGCAUUUCAGCAGCCAGUACUAACUUGAAAUCGAGCCUUUUCCCAGAGCUGCCCGAGCAGCCUUCGCCCACACGCGACACGCCGCCCACUUGGACCGAGGUUAUUUUGAAGCCAUCGGGUUCUGGCAGGGGCGCGUCGAAGAAGGUCGCAAGAGGCGUCUACAUCGUAUAACAAGGACGCUUACUGUCUCUUGCGUUGGUGGCUGUUACCCAGUUUCUGUCAUGCAGGUUCUUGCCCAGCUCAGAUAUCUCAAGCACCAUCCCGCCUUUCUCCCCCCUCCCUUUCAUCGCCUUCUCAACGGCAUCCCUCGGCCCAACGCCCGACUUCAUCAGCACGACGGGCGUAUUGACGGCACCGGCACUCAAAAAGAUCUCCCCGGCGGGGCGGAUGCACGCUCGCAUCACCUCUUGCUUGUGCUCUGCUUCCUCCUCUGUGUCGUCGUACUUGUCCUCCAGCGAGAGGCUGCUCACUCUCGAGUCGAUCCUCUUCGCUUCGUUGGGAGAUUUGACGAAUUGCACGCACGUGGCGCGCGGCUUGCCCUUGUAGCUAGUGUCGAACUCGACUCGGAUGACUGUGACGCGCGUCUUGAUCUCCAAGCCGUUCGGGACGUUCUUGCGUUUGGAAAGCAUCCCUUGGGCCAAGACAUCAGAUGCCAGCCGCUCUCUUGUCGACGCCAUGACGCCGUCAUCAUUCAGGAACAAUGAGAGCGUGUUCCAAGAGCCUUCAAUUAACUGUGCCCUCGUGCCGACCAGAGGGGAAUAGCCCACCUCUUCGUUGGAUUUAGCCCACGCGCUGCCAUACCUGAGACACAAAUGUACACGUGAAAUGGGCAUAGAUGCCUUAGUGGAUUGCGGACGGCUCAGCGAAGUCCAUUGGCGUCGCCACCUGUUCUCGCACCCACACAUACGCCUAAAAGAGCAUAACCCACAAGUGCGAUGCAUUUCUGUCAGAACGCAAACGCCUCGUUUACAUCAUCAACCAGUCCUUGAUCAAGGUCCGCCCCCUCAGUCCUUAAGGCGUCGAAGUACCGUGGUUCUUCCUCGAUAUAGACGCCUGCUGACUGAUGAGGUCACACACAUGCCACUCACUUGGAGAUAAUGCAGCCAUUUUUCUAUUCUUAUCUGGUCACCAGAGCAGUGCCGCCGCUCAGGACUUGAAACAGACAAAGGCCGCAAGACAGCAAAGAGAUACGAAAACGAGAAAAUCCAUCACUCUUACCUCUCCCAAGAUGACUCACGACGCCUUCCAUUGUGAUGCUGAAGAAAAACCAAAGAAGACUGACUCCUUCCUCUCCUCCUGCUUUGGCCCUCUCUUUUGACUUACACUUCUUCAGUGAUGUCGUUGUUCAGAAGGCCAGUGCCUGCCGAUCACCAGGCUGCGCUAGGAUAUGGUCACCGAGCAUUAUUCCCGUACUUACCCCAGCCCUCGAUUGUCGUUGUCUCCUGAUUUUCUUCUCGCCUUCCGCCCCUUUCGAGCACGAGCACAUGAGCAUCGCCGUCCUCGGCGAGUGUGUAAGCACUGAAGCAGUUACCGAGGCAGAUGAUUCAUCAGCUGACCAUCCCCGAGUCGUUUACUUACAGCGGCAUUCCGGCAGCCCCCCCGCCCACCACAAUGUAGUCGUAGAGCUUGGGCGAGUGGAAUGCAUGCUUGUCGUGGUGAUUCUGGCCUUGAGCGGUGGUGAAUGCAGUCAAGAUGAGGGCAAGAGAGGCCGUGAAGUAGUUGAAAGCAGCCAUCAU